Molecule: messenger RNA, 864 nt
Organism: Dibothriocephalus latus
Lineage: Eukaryota; Metazoa; Platyhelminthes; Cestoda; Diphyllobothriidea; Diphyllobothriidae
Source: the annotation of a GenBank genome assembly
AUGAAACAUUUCAUGGACGGAUUCGUCUGUGUCAACAUUGACCGGGAUGCACUUUGCCGCACACACCCCUUCCUCUCAUAUCAACGUGCCAAUUCACCGGCACACGUGGAGGAAAUCAUUCCAACACACCCUCUGACUGUUGCCUCAAACUGCAUCUCUGCACAGACUGGAUAUUUCACGCGGGCGUUGCGAGCGUAUAAACUGGGUAUCCGACUGCUCGAUGGCAGUGUAAGCGUUACUCCUGCUGCAGACAGUUCUUCACGCAAAGCCAAUUCAGACGCGCAGGACUUGUUUAUUACUCUUCUCCUCAAUGCCUCCCUAUGCCUUUUGCGGCUUCUUAACGAGCAGCAGAAGUCCUCCGGAUCCGGCUUGUCCCUAGCCAAAACCACUAAGCCAGUUCAAACCGAACAGUUGAUGCGGCCCUGCAUUGCGACCUGUCGGAAGGCUAUAUAUCUGGAUCAGAACAACGCUAAAGCCUGGUUUCGUCUGGCUCAGGCUUACGCUGCACUGCAUGACUAUGAAGAGGCUUGCAAGGCUGGUGAACGUAGCCUAGCCCUUCUGGAUGCCGCAUCCAAGACAAAAACCAAUGUUGCCACUAAUCCACUUUCCCGGACGCAAGUUUCUGGACUUCUGGACAGUUGGCGUUCUCUGGCAGCCAGUCAGCAGAAGAAAGAACGCCAGUCAGUGCGCAGGGCCUUUUUGCGACGCCUGGAGGCAAUUCAGAGGGGCGAGGUCAGUUGGAACUCUGUUACUUUCUACUUACAUUGUAUAAACCGACAGCCACCAUCCCCAGAGACCCGCCCUUUUACUAUGUUUGUGUGGUUUAUAUCAAACUUACAGGAAUAUCCUAAUUUACCAAUAUGA